Messenger RNA from Durio zibethinus, 2111 nucleotides. RefSeq names its product Galactosyltransferase family protein. The record is from RefSeq and is a predicted model, not a curated record. NCBI's taxonomy places the organism in Eukaryota, Viridiplantae, Streptophyta, Magnoliopsida, Malvales, Malvaceae. Gene Ontology annotation, cellular component: Golgi membrane. Gene Ontology annotation, molecular function: galactosyltransferase activity.
GGUGAUGGCGGGUGGACUAUUUCCAGAACACCAGAUUAUUUGCCUUCUUAAGUGAAGCUGCUCUAAAGAGAAAAAAGAAAUGGUAAGCUUGAGAAGCCUCGUGUUAAGAAAAAGACAAAGCACCAACUUGUAGUAUAUUUGUACCUCAUCUCCCUCCGACAGAGAGUACCACGAUUCCACUGGCACCGACGGUUGUUAAAUCUUUCUUCAUCACCGAAUUACCGAUUCUUCUCCUUCAUUUUUGUCCAUAAUUCACCAAAAUGCCACUCUUCUCUCAUCGCUCCUCCGCGGCCUCCGCUCCGCUCCCUUCCUUCUAUUCCUCUAAACCUCUCAAGCCUUCGAAGCCCAUUCCCACCUUUCCCUUUACUCGCACUCCCUUGCCCAUUCUCGUCUUUUCGCUCAUCUGCCUCUUCAUCGGUCUCGCCGGCACACUCUUCACCAUCUCCGCCAUACGCCGCCGCCAACCUUUACCUGUCUUCCGAUGCGGUAAAUCCGAGGACACUUUCCGAGCCUUUUACUCUUCCUCUGUUUCUGGAAAGCUUGGCGAUGAUAAUAACGAAGGCUUAGUUGAUCGCCCCAAGCUUCUCGGCUUCGUUGGCAUCCAAACCGGGUUCGAAUCGGAAGAUCGCCGGUCUGCACUUCGUAGCACCUGGUUUCCUUCCGACCCAGAUGGCCUUUUAAGGCUGGAGCAAGCUACGGGUCUAGGUUUCAGGUUUGUGAUAGGGAAAUCGAAAGAUGUGAAGAAAAUGUCAAUGCUUGAGAGAGAGAUUGAAAAGUACAGAGAUUUCAUGCUUAUAGAUGUUGAGGAAGAGUAUCUUAAGCUUCCUUACAAAACAUUGGCAUUCUUCAAAGCAGCUUUUAAACUUUUUGAAGCAGAUUAUUAUGUCAAAGCUGAUGAUGACAUUUAUUUGCGUCCAGAUCGGCUUGCAACUCUUCUUGCUAAGGAGCGAAGCCAUUCUCAGACUUACAUUGGGUGCAUGAAGAAGGGACCUGUGAUCACUGACCCUAAAUUGAAAUGGUAUGAGAAAUCAGGACAUCUGAUUGGAAAUGAGUAUUUCUUGCAUGCUUAUGGUCCUAUAUAUGUUCUCUCUGCAGAGGUGGUGGCUUCUUUGGCAGCUGCUAGGAACAACAGUUUGAGGAUGUUCAACAAUGAGGAUGUCACUAUUGGAUCAUGGAUGCUAGCUAUGAAUGUGCAUCAUGAAGAUAACCGAGCAAUAUGUGAUCCUCGUUGUACACCUACAUCAAUAGCAGUCUGGGAUAUUCCAAGAUGCUCAGGUUUAUGCAAUCCAGCUAGCAAACUUAAGGAGCUUCACAAGAUCGAUAUGUGCUCCAAAAGCCCAACAUUGCGUCCUGAUGACAGAUAAUACCUCUUUGGCUUGAAUUUAGCCAGGAUGUUGAUCCCGCUUGCAUAUAGGUUGGUUGCUUAAAGCCACCUCCAGAUGCGGUAAUUUUGGUUUGUUCUUGCUAAAUUUGUUAAAGCAUUUUAUUCUUUUCCCGCCUGCCCGUGAUGAAGCUAUCAGAAAUGAGAAACCCCCCAUAAUGAAGUAUAAAUUAUUGGUCCUAUCAGACAAUAAGUUAUAUUACUGUGCCAUAGAAGCAUAAAGAAUAGGUUCUGCAGGACUAAUUACCCUUUUGAAGAGAUUAGAUAUUGAAGAUAAAAUAGAAGCCUGUAUUCACUUUGAUCAUAGUGUUUCAUUCGAGGCACAAAUAUCAUUCCAUUGUGCUCAAAUUGCUAUAUGUAUAUGUAUAGGUAUAUAUUGUGACUAAUUAGUUUACCAUGCAAUUGCUCACCUAUCAAAAUUAAAGUUUUCGGCUUCCAAUUUCGCCACCAUUGUUUUCAAGUCGUAGAUUUCUAGGGAGAAGAAUGCCCCAAAAGAAACAGAUGGAUCAGUAAAUAAUGAGUUAAUGAAUGUGGUUUCAGGGGUGGGGUUGUUGCAUAUUUCCUACUGCCAUAAGAUCUCUUCAAACAAAGUGGCAUUCCAGGUUCGGCUGAUAAUUGCAGAAACUCAUAUUUGUACAUGAAAAAUGGGCAGACAUUAUAAAUAGCAGAGGAAAUCCACCUCCCCCCCUCCGUUCCCUUUUUUGCAUGGUACAUUUGAAACUGAGAGAAC